Molecule: messenger RNA, 4171 nt
Organism: Tripterygium wilfordii
Lineage: Eukaryota; Viridiplantae; Streptophyta; Magnoliopsida; Celastrales; Celastraceae
Product: receptor kinase-like protein Xa21
Exons: 5
Coding region: 1712-3568 (618 amino acids)
Biological process (GO): protein phosphorylation
Molecular function (GO): protein binding; ATP binding; protein kinase activity
Source: RefSeq, a predicted model, not a curated record
AUACAAUGACUAUAAAGUUUCCAUUGAUCGUUUAAGGUCUUCAUGGGUUAGGAUUAAGUAAAAUAUAUAUAUAUAUAAACAUCAGAUGGAAUGGAAAACUCACAAAGUACGAUAACCUUUAGUGAGUGCCGCCUGGACGUGUCUACCACUGCAAAUAUUGGAGGCAUUAUUAUGCUUACCUUGGCUUUACCCAUGGAGAGUAUUCUUUUCUAUUUGGUUGCAGUUGCACUGCUGUUGGCUCAGUUCAUGGUGAUUAGUACAGCUAAGGUUGUGACUAACAUCACCACUGAUCAAUAUGCUCUUCUUGAUUUCAAAGCUCAUAUAACCUCUAACAUCUUAUCACAAAACUGGUCCAGCUCCACUCCCAUGUGUCGAUGGGUUGGCAUCUCUUGUGGUGCACGCCAUGGAAGGGUCACUGCCUUAAAUCUCCCAAACAUGAAACUCCAAGGAACCAUCUCUCCACACCUUGGAAAUCUCUCAUUCCUAAUCUCUCUAAGCAUCUCAUUCAACAAUUUCCAUGGCCCUCUACCAAAGGAGCUAGGAAAGCUGCCCCGACUUAAGCGACUUCUUGUUUAUAAUAAUAGCUUCUCUGGUGUCAUCCCUCAUACCCUGUUCAACAUGUCAAAGCUGAAGAUUAUGGAUUUAGGGGAUAACCUUAUUGAAGGGAGCAUCCCAUUUGAGAAAGGCCAGCUUCCCAGCCUGAAAGCACUAUCUGUGGAAAACAACCUGCUUUCCGGUGCUUUAUCAGAUGAUAUGGGUGAAUGUCUUCCAAAAGUUGAGGUUUUGUCAUUAUUUAAUAACACGUUUGUCAUACCUAGGAGUAUUGGGAACCUGACUAAGCUCAAGGAGUUAUAUAUAGGUCUCAACAAUUUCACUGGUGACAUUCCGCAAGAAUUGGAGAAUCUUGUUGAAUUGGAGAUACUUGACAUGUGGAGCAUGGGAGUCGGAGGUCCAAUUCCAUUUUUUAUCUUCAACAUGUCUUCUCUAAAAAAAGAUUGAUUUGCGUGGCAAUGGCUUAGUUGGGAGUCUUCCAGUGGAUAUAUGCCACCAUCUUCCUCUACUUCAGUUGCUUUUUCUUAAAGACAAUAAGCUUACAGGAGGAAUACCCAAAAGUAUCGGAAAUUGUACUCUACUUGAGGAGUUAUGGUUCGAGGAUAAUGACUUGAAAGGUACAAUUCCCUUUGAGGUUGGGCACCUACGAAACCCGAAGGUACUAAGUGUGGCAUCCAACAACCUCACGGGCAACAUUCCAUCUAUUAUUUUCAACAUUUCAACACUAAAAAUCUUUUCACUGUCGGACAACCAACUCACAGGAAAUCUUCCAUCAAGCAUAGGCCACACUCUUCCAAAUCUUGAGGAAAUUUAUCUAUCGCACAAUCAACUUACCGGACCAAUCCCAAGCUCUAUCUCAAAUGCUUCUAAGCUCGCAAUAGUAGAGUUGUCAAAUAACGCCUUCACUGGAAAUAUUCCCAGCAGUCUCGGCAACUUGAGAUCUCUCCAGUGGCUUAACAUUGCAUACAAUGACUUGGAUGGUGAAUCAUCUUCCCAAGAAUUGACGUUUCUCUCAUCCUUGACGAAUUGCCUGAAUUUAGGAGUUAUUGAGUUAUCAAACAAUCCAUUAAAUGGUAUUCUUCCUAGUUCUAUUGGCAAUUUCUCUUUGACACUUGAAAGCAUUAGUCUAAAACAUUGUGGACUUAAAGGGGGCAUUCCCAUGACAAUUGGUAACUUGAGCAACGUAUUUCUUAUAGACCUUUCGCACAAUGAACUAAUUGGGUCAGUUCCAAUUGCAAUCGACAGAUUACAGAAUCUUCAGGGGUUGUUUUUGCAUAAUAAUAAAUUACAAGGACAAAUUCCAACAGAGCUUUGUCAAUUACAGAGGUCCGACACUUUGUCAUUUCAUGACAAUAUGCUAAAUGGAUCAAUACCUGCAUGUAUUGGCAAUCUGUCUAGUCUGAGAUAUCUCGACUUGAGCUCUAACAGGCUUAGUUUCGCUAUACCAACAACCUUGUGGAGUCUUAGUUAUAUCUUGAAGCUUUACCUAAAUUCGAACUCUUUGACUGGUUCCGUUUCUUCAGAAAUCGGAAGUUUGAAGGUCAUCAUCGAAGUUGGCUUGUCGAAAAAUCAACUGUCAGGUAAUAUCCCCAGUAGCAUUGGGGGACUAAAAGAUCUCACUUCCCUCUCACUUGCAGAUAAUGCUUUGGAUGGUCAAAUUCCAAAAUCAUUUGAUGGCUUGAUAAGCUUGGAGACUUUGGACCUCUCUAAUAAUAAAGUCUCUGAAGCGAUACCAAAGUCGUUGGAGAAACUUUCACACCUCAGAUAUUUCAAUGUCUCUUUCAAUAGGUUACAAGGAGAAAUUCCAAAUGGAGGACCAUUUGUGAACUUCUCAGCUCAAUCAUUUUUGUCCAAUGAGGGACUCUGUGGCUCGCCUCGAUUGCAGGUCCCGCCAUGCAAAACUAUCAGAGCAGGACGAUCCAAGCCAACUUUUGCGCUUCUAUUGAAAUAUGUUUUGCCUGCAAUUGCAUCUACAAUAUUGUUGGUCUCUCUUAUCAUUAUUCUUGUAACGAGCCGCAAAAGAAAAGCAAACUUGCCAGUACAAGACAAUCUGACACCCCUUUCCAUGUUGAAAAGAAUUUCAUAUCAGGAGCUUCAACGGGCAACGAAUGGAUUUAGUGAGGGAAACUUGCUUGGCACUGGAAGUUUUGGCUCUGUAUACAAAGGAACACUUUCAGAUUCAGACAGAACCCAAAUUGCAGUAAAGGUAUUCGAUUUGCAGUUAGAGCGUGCAUUUACAAACUUUGAGGUUGAAUGUGAGGUAUUACGUUGCAUCCGACAUCGGAAUCUUAUCAAGGUUAUCAGCAGUUGCAGUAACAACAUUGAUUUUAAAGCCUUGGUAUUGAAAUUCAUGCCUAAUGGGAGCCUAGAAAGAUGGUUGUACUCUCACAACUAUUUUUUGGAUAUAUUCCAUAGGCUAAACAUAAUGGAAGAUGUUGCCAUGGCAUUGGAAUAUCUACAUCAGGGCAAUUCAACACCAGUCGUCCAUUGUGAUCUGAAACCUGGUAACAUCCUGCUAGAUGAGGAUAUGGUGGCACAUGUAAGUGACUUUGGAAUCGCCAAACUCUUGGGUGAAGGAGAAGCUAUGAGACGAACAAUGACACUGGCCACUAUUGGAUACAUGGCUCCAGAGUAUGGAAUGGCAGGAAUUGUUUCUACAAGAUGCGAUGUCUAUGCUUUUGGUAUCCUACUGUUGGAAACUUUCACAAGAAAGAAGCCUACAGAUGCAAUGUUUGUGGGGGAAAUGAACUUGAAGAGUUGGGUGAAAGAGUCGUUAGCAUAUGCACUAAGUGAAGUUGUUGAUGACAAUUUGUUGAAGAAAGAAGACAGACAUUUUGUUGAUAAAAUGAAUUGUAUUUCAUCAAUUAUGGAAUUGGCUUUGGCUUGCACAGAAGACUCACCAGAAGAUCGAAUAAACAUGAGUGAUGCCUUAGUUGCACUCAAAAAGAUCAAGAAAAAGCUGUUGAAGGAUACCAGAGCAGAGCGUAAUGCAAGAUCUAGAAUGAGGAGGCAGUGAUAUUAACAUCUUCACAGUGCCUUGUAAUGGUGUAGGAGAAGGUGAAGUAUGGAUCCAAGAUUCUGCAAAUCCUGGUGAAUUCACCAUAGCCAAUUUUAUUAGCUUGACAGUUUCUUUAUGCUGGAAGUGUUAUGGUAUGGUAUUCUCUCAGGUCCUAGUUCAGUCGUGCAUGCCAUGGCCUGCAUUAGCUUUAAGUUGCUUGUUGUUUAUUAGUUUUUGUUUUUGGAUUGUGAUUUCAGUUGUGGAGUAUGGAUUUUGAAGUUUAAGUAUAACUUGUUGGUUCUGUGUAGUGGGGUUUUAUUGGAAUUGACCAAGUAAACUCGAUUGUGGUCCUUUUUGUUUUUGUUCAUAGCAUGUUUGAUUAAAUGCCUCAAUGAACUCCGUCAGCUCUGAAAUUCUGAAAUUAGUUGUGUUUGAGACUAUAAUAUUAUUGUGUUUGAACGAUGGCAUCAAGCUUCUUCCGUCGACAAGUAAGAAAACUAAAUUGCGAGAAUAGAAUCUAAUUCAUUAAGAACCAUACAAAAUUCAGAUUUUGUCCUGUUUCUGAGUUUAAGGCAUUGAUCUGCCGAAUGUGCGUCAUGUUGAAAUAUAGGAAUACAACAA